Molecule: messenger RNA, 431 nt
Organism: Funneliformis geosporum
Lineage: Eukaryota; Fungi; Glomeromycota; Glomeromycetes; Glomerales; Glomeraceae
Source: the annotation of a GenBank genome assembly
UUAAUAAUCCUAAACUUUCUUUACUGGAAAUCGCCCGUUUACUUAACGAAUUGCUAGAAACUUCCUCUACUUUACAAGACAAAAAUCAAAAAGAGGAAAGAAAAUUAGCCGGAGAAGUCGGCGAAGCAAUUUCAACCGCAAUUUUUAAACAUAUUGACCGAUUAGAGGGAGAAACUGAACCCCCCGAAGCAGAGUUGCAAAAACAACGAAUUAUUAAACAAUGGAAGCGAGAUAUAGAAAAUUUUAAAAAAUACGAGCCAAAAUUAGAAAAAAUGUUCCAAAAAUAUAACGAACAACAACAAAAAAAUUCCGCACCAAGCGAAGAAGAUGAAACUACGGAAAAUUCAAGCGAAGAAAAAUCCUCCGAGUCCAAAGAAAUAAAGCAAUUAGAAACCAAAAUACAACUACUUGAAAAUCAAAUUGAAGGAUGA